AUGUCAGACCUUCCCGAAUCACAAUUCUCAAACCUCGCCACCACUGACGGAGACAAAGGCAAAGGAAAAGCUCUCGCGGAUGGCUCGACGGUCCUUCUCGAUCUCGCCACCUGGGACGAUGCAAAGAUCGCAAGCACGAUUGAGAGUCUCCGUGGCUGUGACCUUUCUCGCCUCACCAUCAUCGCGGGUUGCGGCCCAGACUGCACCGCUUGCAGGUCCGACGGAGACACCAAAGAGACCAGAGCCCUCCACGCCCUGCAGGCACUUCAGGAUUUCACUCUCGAUGGCUCGGAGCGCUUGAGGAUCGACGCGCUGCACGUCCAUCACCCAACCGCAAUUGAAGACGUCCUUCUCCCCAUGCCCUUUUCUUUCGCGCACUGCUGCCUGACCGCGAUACAUGCUACGCACAGCUUCAUGACGUCCGGCAUCUCCGACGCGGUCCCAUCUUACUUCAUCUACAGGCACCCUAUCAGUGAGGCCUCUGAUGAAAAGAGUGGGGGGUGGAACAGGAUGUUCACUAUCGGGUGCACUACCAGCGGAGAAGAGCAGCACCAUGGUGUGGGCCAGAUUGGCGGCAGGCUGGGUUGCUUGACGCUCCCGGACAAGACGCCCAAGGAUGUCACGGUGAUCGAUGUGGUGUCCCCGACGUCGUUCAAGGUUGGUACCGCCUGCAAGUGGCACUACGCCAAAUUGAAGGAGCUUGGAUUGAUGCAAGGCCCGGAACCCUAUGUGACGUUGGUGUCCAGAUCGCUCGGUCAGACCCCGGCCCAGAUCAAGGCGGAGCUCCCGGGCGUCAACUGGAACCAGUGA
Molecule: messenger RNA, 810 nt
Organism: Dioszegia hungarica
Lineage: Eukaryota; Fungi; Basidiomycota; Tremellomycetes; Tremellales; Bulleribasidiaceae
Exons: 2
Coding region: 1-810 (269 amino acids)
Source: RefSeq, a predicted model, not a curated record